This is a messenger RNA of Dermacentor silvarum, 1483 nucleotides long. RefSeq lists its product as uncharacterized. Bases 49 to 660 code for a protein of 203 amino acids. The transcript is spliced from 2 exons. The record is from RefSeq and is a predicted model, not a curated record. Lineage: Eukaryota; Metazoa; Arthropoda; Arachnida; Ixodida; Ixodidae.
CCAGCAUUCCGCUUCAUCUGGCUUACAUUUAACAGACCAGCUGACCAGAUGGAAACCGCGUCGAGCCGCCUCCGUGACUUGGAACGUGCAAUUCCGUCCUUGGAUACCGCCCGGCUUUCGACAAGGUUCCAGAAGCUGCUGAACAGGCUUAAGGCCCGAGGCGUGGACCUGCAGAAAUCCUGCAGCAGCGUCGUCGGAAGUACAAAAUGCUGGAUGACGGGGAAACUGCCUGCACUGAACGAAGUCCUCUGGGCAGUGCAUAUGCAGGUCAUCGUUGAACACGUUCCCGGUGAGUUUACGUUGGACUGCGUACGUGAUGCCCGCAUAGACGAGGAAUCCACAGCCUCCUCAUUUCUGGAGCCUUCCUGCUGGAUCUAUUGGAUUCUCAGGCAUCACGCCUGCAUCAGGCGAGUAGUCCUAGACUACCACGCUGUUUUCUUACGCUACUUCCCUACUACGCUGAGCAAAGCGCUUCUGGCCAACAAGGGUCUCAUCGAAAUUCAAGCUCAUUCAGCCGGAAGCUGCAUGCCCAAAACGACUGGCUGUGCAGCCCUGACCCGUGUCCUCUGCCAGAUGUCUUCUCGACUAGAGUGCGUAAAUGUCAUGCUGUUGGUACUCGACCACGCUGCCGGCGAUAGCCUGGCUGACGGACAGCCAUAGCAACCUGCGCCCAACAUGCCCAACAGGGUCGCGCGGAAAGUGUUUGGCACUCCGGGUGCCUCUCAGAGCUUGAGCUCACUGGAAUUGUCGACUGCCGAACCGCUGACGCAGGCAAAUUCUGCUCCCCUGAAAGCAGCGUUGAGGGGCAAUACAACGUUGCGCAACUUAACCGUGAGAGAACUUGACAUCGACACUGCCGGUAUCAUAAUACAAUCCCUGACAAGCAACGACACGUUAAAGGAGUCAUCGUUUGAAGAUUCGUACUACCGUUCCCGCUUAAGUCUCCCAGACGGCCUACGGGUGCUUCACGCUAACAGCUCUCUCAGCUGUCUUAAGCUCACGAACGUGGGAUUUACUAACAAAUGUGCGCUCGUUCUCGCCGACGUUCUUCGAGCGAACGACGCGCUUCAAGAACUCUCUUCACAAGAACCGGAUAGGCGACCUCGCAGCUGUAGCGCGAGCUAAGGUCGUGGAGCAGAACUUCUCUCUGAAAUAUCUUGACCUAACAGAGGGCAAAUCCUCCUGUCAAGCCACGUCCCAGUUUGUGCAAUGCCUUACUCGAAAUCGCACAGUUGUGUGUGUGCGUCUGGGCAACGUUCAAAUCAAUGAAGACUGGGAACCGCCGUUACCCCUCACGGGAGACCUUUUCGUCCCAUUACAAGUGACGUGGAACCCAUGCAAACUCGAGGAAUGGACUUCGUGUGUACAACGACAAGACCAGUAUUGGCCUUCCGUGUGCGUUCGGUGGUACAGUGAAGACUAUACCGAACCCAUCAUGCAAUGGCUUUCCGCGGUAGACACGAGCAGGUCAUCGCUCACUGAA